GACCGGAGCCACAUCAGGUACACGUGUUAUGUCGUUGUAAAUCUAAUAUUAUGUCUCCUUAUAUGUCUUUUUUUUAAUAUUAUGUCUCCUGUGUGUGCUUGUCUUCAGGUGUUAAGUUGCUGCUGAGGCAAGGGAGGACAAAACUGAAUUUUUAUGCAUUUGUAGACCGCUCAUGAAAACCUAAAGGCCUUUUUGAUAAUAGUGCACUUUUUUGCACAUAAAUCACCUGCAAACAUGUGAUUAAAAAAAAAAAAAAAUAUAUAUAUAUAUAUAUACACAAUACGUAAAUGAGAUGCACGGUUUAUUUAUUAAAUGACUGCUGUACUGAUCUUUGGACCCAGAACAAAAACUGGAUUUCUGUGAGGGGAGGGUCGGAACGGGAGGGAUCGCGGCCAAGUUCGACUUCUGUGGCGUUUCUAAGGAAACAAGCAGGGCAACACAAGUUUACAAAGCCGCUCUGAUGAGCUCGGAUCUGCUUGGAGGAGGAGAGGAAGAGGAAGAAGGACCUGCCGCGGCCGUGCAACAUACGAGGGAAUAACGUAGCAGUGGAUGACCACACCGCCCCGACAGCGAUGGGGAGAAGUGAAAACAAUCCCGUUACCAUGGUAACAGUCGGAGGCAACAAGUACCUGCACAUUUCGUUGUGCGAAUGGUGAGAGGUGAGGGCCUUUCGGAGGGGAAUUCGAGUUCAAGCAGCCGGUCAGACAGAGUAACAGGAUCAGAGACUAAGACGGCAGAGCAGCGAGGAGUUUAAUGACAUCACCUUGUCUCCUAACCGACACCCCAGCCGGAUCAGGAACGCUGCACGCUGAGGGAGGAGGUUAGCUUAGCGCCAUGACUCGCGACGACGUGGACCGUGUGUGGCGAGAGAGACUGCAGCGCUGUCAGCGGCAGCUGAAGGCCAAGGAGGACGAGAUGUGUCGUCAGUGCCGCUACUUUGACCGCUUCAAAGCACAACUCCAACACAAGCUCAGCCAGGCGAGGGACCGAGAGGAGAGCCUGCAGAAGCGCAUCUACGCUUUGGAAAAGCAGCUCCUGGACGCGACUGUCAGUGCGGCGGCCACCGAUGCCGGGACGUUGACGGCGAUGAGAAUUACAGCCGAGACUGAAAGACACUUUCAGGAGCAUGAGAGGCUUCCUGGCGCUAGAGAAGAGGGUGAAGGAGAAGAGGAGGGAAAUGGAGGCAGGAAGCACCCAAACGUAGGAGCCGAGAGAAAUGGAACACACGAGGAUAAGCCGGAACAAGAAAAAGCGAGGCUCCAAGGUUUCAUCCUGAACCUGCAGGAGGAUCUCAGGGUGCUGCUGGAGAGAGAAGAAAGUGGCGUGACGGAGCGGAGGAGGCUGGUGGAGCAGCUUCAGGAAGCUCAGGAGAACAGCCAGUUGCUGUGCUGCGAGGUGGAGGAGAUGAAGGUGGAGAUCCGAGAGCUGAAGUUCUCUGAAAGAAUCCUAAUGAAGGAGGUGGAAGAGCUCCAACGGGACCUUCGGAGUUCAACCAAACAAACUCCCUGUCGCUUAACCGCCAUCUUGGCUGAUCAUCAUUCCCAAGGAAGCUCUGGAAAGGUGCUGGAUGACCAAGACGCAGUUCCAGUUAACCAGCACCAGGUGGCAGCAGGGAGCCCAAAAAGUCUACCAUCAGUUCCCAUUCUUGCUCCCGAAUGUGGAUCUCAGCCUUCAUCUAAAAUGGACUCUUUUCCUCGCCUCAGUCUCCAUUCGCUAGAUGAAUGGGGCUCCACAAGGUGCUUCAACGUGGAGGAAACCCCCAGCGAGGAAUCUGACGCCCUGAGGGAGGCGUACAGGAGCUUGGGGUUGGGUGAGGAUCUCGAGGGUCUCAGAGAGCAAUAUGACCGUCUGGAGGCCGCCCUGCAGCACUCAAAGGAGCAGCUUCAGGUGAUGGCUGAGGAGAAUGAUGGGCUGAAAUUGCUACUCAGGAGUCAAGCUGAGGAGAAGCAGAUGCCCAAGAUGAGUCCAACAUCAACACCUGAUGGAUCUGCUGUCCAAGACCCCGUCACCCACAGUGAUCUUCUCCAGGCCCUGAAUCUGGAGAACCGAGCCUUGGCCGUCCGGAUCCGUGACCUCCUGACUCAUAUUGAGCUGAAUGAGGAAGAAAGUCAAAGCGAGCGGUCUCAGCUGAGGGAGCAGAUCUUGCGUCUGGAGGAAGACGGAGUCAAGCUAGUGCUGGAGAAGGAAGAGCAAGGCUACCUGAUUACUGAACUCACCCGGAAGACCGAAGAUGAUCUCAAUACCAUCAUGGAGCUGCAGCAAAAACUAGAAGCUGAGAGGUUGGAGCGGAGUGAACUGAAGAACAUAGAGCCUGGACCUACAGCUGCACUAUCAGGGUGGUGUCCAGAGAAGAAACACCUCGUUGAUUGUUUAGUGCAGAGUGUAGCAACAGAGGAACUACCCCAGCAAGUUGAUAUCUCCACAUUUGGAACCCCUGCUGGCCAACAUAGCAACCUGAGCACCCUGAAAGCGGAGCGAGAAGAGCUGACGUCUUCUGUGGUUUCCCUCAAAAAAGAAGAAAAAGAAGUCUCUCUCUCGGUCCAGGCCCAAACCGAAGAGAAACAACACUUAACUCGGACAGUCUGGGCGCUCAAAGAGGAGAAAGACAAGCUCUCUGGAUGUCUGAAGGAUCUGAAGCAGGAGAAGGAGCAUCUCCUCAGAGCGGUCGUUGGCGUGAAAGACGAGGAAGCUCAUCUACGCAAGUCGGUGAGUGAGCUCAAAGCGGAGAAAGCCGAGCUCACCGAGUGUUUCCCUGCGCUUGAACGAGAAAAGGAGAAGCUGUUGGAAUGGCUGUCGAGCGGCAGGGAGGAGGCCCAUCACGUUGCUCGGUCAGUAGAGCAUCUGAAGAAGGAGAAGGAGCAGCUAAGUCAGGCCGUUCUGACUUUGACAGCGGAGACGGACAAACUGUCCGACUUCCUCCGGCGACCGAAGGAGCAGACGCAACAGGAGCGUGACGGGCUGCUCAAGUCCAUUAGCACUUUGACAGAAGAAAAGGACCAAAGUGAGCAUUCAGUCAGAUGUUUAAAACUGGAGGAAGCCCAGAUGAUGCCAUCACGUCAGGUUCUCCGAGUGGAAAGGAAUAAUCAAGACAGUCAAUCUGACGAUGGUGUGACUGGAGAGACAAGAUGCUCGGAUGGAAGGAAUACGCAGGAGCAGAGGGACCUGCUGAGGGAGAUUGAAGUCUUGACAGCAGAAGUGAAGAAGUCACAGGAGGAAUUACAGACAAGACACGUAGAGACCACAGAUCUCCACGGGCGGCUGAGUCAGUCAGAAGCUUGGAGGCGGGACGCGGAGAGGAGAGCUGCUCAAGCAGUUGAUGAGGUGAAGAGACUGACGGAUUCGAUCACGCAAUCGGAAGCAGUCGGCAUGGAGAACGGCCGCCUCACCGCACAGGUGACAUCGCUGCAGAGCAAAGUGGAAGUCCUCGCCAGGGAGAAGGCCGCCACACUGUCGCUGAAGGCGGACAUUGAGGACCAAUACAACAUCCUCACAGCUCAGCUGAAAGCCAAGACGGUGGCUCUGGAGGAGCUGAACGCUGAGUAUAUCACUCUGAAAAAAUGGCGUGACAGCAAAGAUGACCUGAGCACUCUUACGUCCCUGCGAAGACGUUACGACGACAUCCGAGCCAAGUACGAUGCACUCUUGAAAACGAAGACCCCGACCGAUCUGGAUGUAGUUCCGUUAAAGGCCAAGCUGUCAUCCCUGGUGCUGAAGUGUCAAGAGAGAAACGGCUUAUUGGCGCAGAUGAUGAGAGCCCUGCGUGGGCACGGCCCCGUGGACGCCGCGCUGACGCAGCAGGUCGACGAACUGCUCGGCGACGCCGCGCUGCUUCAGUACGCCGCCGCGUUCACGCAAACGGGUUUUACAAAGAACCCGGACCGCGGACUCACAGCGGGAUUUAUGUCCAAUUUUCAAAAGUACGCUUGCUCUGCAGAACCUGCAAGCCCACAGAAUGAUUUCCACACAGAAGAGGAAACGAUACACCGGCUUCUUUUAGAGGAGUCGGUAACAAAUGUACCCGACCGUAGUGGUGAUGCCAUGCUUGCACACGCUGUUCUAAGAAAAAAUGCCAUCUCACCUGUGCCAACCCUGCACCAGGACAACACGCUGCCAUCGUCACCCGACCCACAACUGAAAGACCUUUUCAGUCUUGACACGCCACGGAAGCCCCUCUCUGAUGAUGAGCCAGAAAAAAUGUCUCCUCUGGAUGAAAGACCGGAGUCAUCCCCUCCUUCAGUCGACAUGCCCGACCGGAGCGGGUCUCGCCGAAGUCCUGCACCCACCCGCUCAGUCAGCUGUGUGAGGAGGAGGAGGAUGAGCAGUCCGGAGAAAAUCCUCAACCUCCAAGAGCAAUUGCAGCAGACGAUGUUGAGUUUAUCUCAGGCUUCUAGAAGCAGAGGAAGAGGUGACGUCAGUAUCACCGCUCCACCUAGUGGCCCUGUACCGUUCUGCACGGCUUCAAACCUGGCCAAGCCCCCCCCAGCACUCACAACCACACCCGUUCCUAGAAGUCAGCCAACCGCUCUCUUCAACGCGGUCGCCGCCAGAUCCGCCAACAGGACCUUCACACCUCAUUUGGUGUCUAACCAUCGCUUUCAAGGAGCCGCGUCGUCCACGACCUCUACUCCUCCGCUCUCUGCUAGCUUGUUCAUUAGCAACGCUGCAUCGAGCAAAGCCAAAUCCACCACGAGCAGCGGCAGGACUGGAGCGGCGCCCCGAAACCCCAACAGUGCUGCUGAUGUGGCCGAUGCUGACCCUGCACCUUCUUCAAGUACAACGGUCUUUAAAGCGACUAACUCCAACGACUUCACUGCCUCGGACACAACUGCCCCGCUGAAGGAGACUGCCCGCCAAGAUGAUGAUGAUGUCAGCACGCCAUCCGAGCCUGACUGUGCUGCUUCUGCACGUGACGGCCUCCAAAUCACUACAUUCCACACCCACUUCUGGCAACACUCCGCCCACACACCAACAAGGUCCCACAGCGCCCCGGAGAAGAUGAGACCUUCAAGACCCAAAGCAGAAGCUCCAGCUGAGGUGGGCUCCCUGGAGGUCAUCAAACAAGUGGGUCAGAGCAGCCUCCUGAUUGGCUGGGAGAGGCCGCCUCUGGACGAGCUGGGCUGCAGUCACGACACGUUUGUGUAUGGCUACAGGGUGUUGGUGGAUGGGGAGCUCUACAAGUCCGUCAUGAGCUCGGCGUGCACCAAGUGUGUCCUGGAACAUGUGGAUUUGUCUGAACCAGUCGAGAUUGGCGUUCAAACCCUGGGCUCCAAUGGGCUGAUUUCAAAAAGUGUUCACGCUAUGUACGUGUCUCCGGGUGUCGCAGCUCACCUCUGAAUCCCACCGUCCUACCUAUGCCAUGACUCUAAGGGAGCGUCCUGACUUCGCUGGACUUCACAUGACUGUGGCGGUCCAAUGAGCCUAUGUUGCGUGGUGCCUGCUUGCCUGACCUCGGAAGGACCAAAAGAUGGACUAAAAAAAUUGAGGUGUCGAAGCAGGUGAAAACGAGUCUUUUUAUGCGACUUGAGAGCCGCUUGAAUUUCACAUCCUCCCUUGCAAAGAAGCCAAUCGCGUAAUCAAGUAAGACCCGUGGAUGAUGUUUACAUUGUGUCCAACACGGACACAGACCAUGUGUCUUACUUACUAAUUCACUCAAGAGCUCCGCCGCCUCCCCCCUCAGGAUGCUCAUGAUGCUUUUUUUUUUAUUUUUUAUUAAAGCGAUAUAAACCGCGAGCCAAAAUACGAGAGACUAUAAUGAACUCUAAAAGACUAUUUCCUGGAAGACAAGCUACACUAUUUAUGAUCUAUUUCAGUUGAUUUGCACACCAUCCUGUAUGAAAGGAGAAUUAGAUGUCAUUUUUUCAUCUUGUUCCAAUUCACAUGAGAUGUUUUUGCCACUUUGACAGCAUACGGGUGAGUAUAGAUCAGGGGUGGGCAAACUUUUUGACUUGCGGGCCGCAUUGAUAUAACAAAAUUUCCGGGGGGGGGGGCAGACUAUAUAUUUUACACAUAACAGUCCACCUGGUAUUAUUGUAUCUGUAAAAUUGUCAUGCAAUCUGCUAUUAUUAUUUAUAUUUAAAUAUUUUAAAAAUAAUAAAAUAUUAUAAUAAUUAAAAUAAAAUUAAAAUAAUAAUUAAUUAAUAAUUAUUAUGUAAAAUGUGCAAAUAUAACAAUAUUAUUAUAUAUAAUUAAUAUAAUAAUUAGCAUUAAUAUAAUAAAUAUAAUAAUCAUAAUAGUUAUAAUAAUAAUAUAAUAAUUAUUAUUUUAAUUUAUUAUUAUUAUUAUUAUGUGCUUGUGUCCCUUUUUUCAGGAGCGCUUUGUAAACAACAGACCAUGUCAAACAACGAAAUUGAUACAACCAUCAAAAGGUUGGCUCAGGCCAUGAUGCCAGGUUGUAUGUUGACUUUAAAUUAAAUACUUUUGAAAGAUUGGUUGGGCCGUAUUCAAACACUUGGCGGGCCGGAUGUGGCCCCCCGGCCGUAGUUUGCCCACCCCUGGUAUAGAUUAACUAAUCACGGUGCGGAAAAUGUAUUUUUCUAACAAUGAGUGGUAUUGUUCGGCUAUCGACUCCUCGCAGCCGUACACAGAAUAAACGCUUCUAUUCUAUAUCACUGCAGUGUCGGGACACUAUUUGGCAGCACUUCCUGGUCUGUCGGUAGCAUUCCCGCUCUGAUUCCUGCUUCCGGCGUUGCAGAUUUAGUAGAACAUAAAAGAUUUCUCACCACAUUCAGCACUAAUGUUGAUGUAACGACCCCAAAAAACAGAGAACCCAAAAAAACUGUUUAUGUAUCAUCUGCUGUGCUGGACACUUUUGCUUUCUGUUUGCUGUUUUGCUGUUUUGCUGACGCUCAGCAGAAAGUGCUGCUAGGCCAGGUUGAGCAGAGAAGGUGCUUAGCUCACCUAAACGUGUACAAACGUCUUCUGCCUCUUUGACCCUUUUCUCCUUUUGAUGCUCCUCGCUACCAAGACAUCAAACAUUUGUGUGAAAUUAUGGAGUUGCCUACAAGCCUCAUGUGGAUCAGAACCACAGAGUACAGCUUAGAUUUCCACUUGGGCCUGAAUGUUGUCAUUGCAUUUGUCAUUGACAUGUUAAGGAAAAGUCACAAUUUUAAACAAAAUUUGGGUAAAAUAUCCCAAUAUUCCGAUUUACGCUGAAAUGUAAUGUCAUGGAAUCACGGUAAAUAAUUGAUAAGCACUAAUUUAUGCCAAAAGUCAAUGAUUUUCAUUGUGUAGUGUUGGACUUUUUCAUCCAAUCUCUUUGUGUCGUCAUGGUAACCUGCUUGGGGCCUUCAGAAUCAGGAGUGCAGGCCCGUGUCACAUACAGCUUAGAUUUCCACUUGGGCCUGAAUGUUGUCAUUGACAUGUUAAGGAAAAGUCACAAUUUUAAACAAAAUGUGGGUAAAACAUUCCAAUAUUCCGAUUCACGCUGAAAUGUAAUGUCAUGGAAUCACGGAAAAUAAUUGAUAAGCACUAAUUUAUGCCAAAAGUCAAUGAUUUUCAUUGUGUAGUGUUGGACUUUUUCAUCCAAUCUCUUUGUGUCGUCAUGUUAAUCUGCUUGGGGCCUUCAGAAUCAGUAGUGCAGGCCCGUGUCACAUACAGCUUAGAUUUCCACUUGGGCCUGAAUGUCGUCAUAGGAUUUGUCAUUGACAUGUUAAGGAAAAGUCUCAAUUUUAAACAAAAUGUGGGUAAAACAUUCCAAUAUUCCGAUUCACACUGAAAUGUAAAAUCAUGGGAUCACGGUAAAUAAUUGAUAAGCACUAAUUUAUGCCAAAAGUCAAUGAUUUUCAUUGUGUAGUGUUGGACUUUUUCGUCCAAUCUCUUUGUGUCGUCAUGUUAACCUGCUUGGGGCCUUCAGAAUCAGUAGUGCAGGCCCGUGUCACAUACAGCUUAGAUUUCCACUUGGCCCUGAAUGUUGUCAUUGCAUUAGUCACUGACACGUUAAGGAAAAGUCACAAUUUUAAACAAAAUUUGGGUAAAACAUUCCAAUAUUCCGAUUCACGCUGAAAUGUAAUGUCAUGGAAUCACGGAAAAUAAUUGAUAAGCACUAAUUUAUGCCAAAAGUCAAUGAUUUUCAUUGUGUAGUGUUGGACUUUUUCAUCCAAUCUCUUUGUGUCGUCAUGUUAACCUGCUUGGGGCCUUCAGAAUCAGUAGUGCUGGCCCGUGUCACAUACAGCUUAGAUUUCCACUUGGGCCUGAAUGUCGUCAUAGGAUUUGUCAUUGACAUUUUAAGGAAAAGUCACAAUUUUAAACAAAAUGUGGGUAAAACAUUCCAAUAUUCCGAUUCACGCUGAAAUGUAAUGUCAUGGAAUCACGGAAAAUAAUUGAUAAGCACUAAUUUAUGCCAAAAGUCAAUUAUUUUCAUUGUGUAGUGUUGGACUUUUUCAUCCAAUCUCUUUGUGUCGUCAUGUUAACCUGCUUGGGGCCUUCAGAAUCAGUAGUGCAGGCCCGUGUCACAUACAGCUUAGAUUUCCACUUGGGCCUGAAUGUUGUCAUUGCAUUGGUUACAUGACAUGUUAAGGAAAAGUCACAAUUUUAAACAAAAUGAGGGUAAAACAUUCCAAUAUUCCGAUUCACGCUGAAAUGUAAAAUCAUGGGAUCACGGUAAAUAAUUGAUAAGCACUAAUUUAUGCCAAAAGUCAAUGAUUUUCAUUGUGUAGUGUUGGACUUUUUCAUCCAAUCUCUUUGUGUCGUCAUGUUAACCUGCUUGGGGCCUUCAGAAUCAGUAGUGCUGGCCCGUGUCACAUACACAUUAUUAGCAAUAUGGCUGUUUUUUUUCCUAGCCAAUCAGACUUCAGGUACGCCUCAUAGGGGCCAGCAAGCCAUGCCGUCGUCUGGUUGAUCAGAACAACACUUUUUUUCUUCUACAAGCAAGUUCUGAGGAGGAACUGGUGAGUUUUUCUGUUAUGAUUGCAACAUAUUCCUGAUGUGGGAUCAUCUGUGAUUAAUCCAGCCAUUCACUGGAUUAAUCACUGGACUAACAAAGCACCCGAUCAGGAUAGAAAAUAAACUCCUAAAGGAGAGCAAAUGCAACCUUUUAAAUAGAAAUGGAAUUGUGUACGUUGUUGUUUGGUGUUUUCUUCUCCGAGCAGGUCUUGCUGUGAGGUGAGAGGGUGGUCGUCUAUGAAUCCUGCACUGCGGCUACUCUAUUAAAAACUGCAGCGUCUUCACUACUGGACCCUUGAAAGUCAGCUGACCCCCCUCCCCGAGGACUCUGAUUACGGUCACCGGGGAGACUCCCCUUCAUUAACACACACACACAUCAUAAGUGUGUGUGCUUGACUGGUUUGUUUACGCAGAUUAAUGCCUGUGGGUUAAUUAAUUUCUCAUGCCAUCCAUAUAGCACGCCUCUUAUAGGAAGGGGGGGGGGGCAACAUGGGAGUUGGAAAGUGGUGCAUGUAGAAAGCUGUGUGUGUGUGUGUGUGUCACAUGUAGAGGUGAUGACAGCUGAGCUAGCGGAUAUCAAACAAACAUGGUGUUGACACGUCUGUGUUUUGAAUGUGGGUCAACACUGCAAGGGGUUUCUCCAUCCGCUGUGUGUGUGAAGGAGAUAGACGCGUGUCAUCAGCAGGUUGCCGUGGAAGAAGGUGACGGUGUUCUGGAACCGGCAGCCAUAAACCAGAGAGGGGAUGUUAGCUACCGACGCCUACAGCUUUUGACUCAGGUGGGGAGCCGGUGAGCAAAUCCAUAUUAUUGAAAAAAAAAAAAAAUUCCCUCCUAAGUUACCUUGCAUUGCUCCUCACAAGGCGCCCUGUGUGUGUAUGCUAGAGGCGCUGCCUCCCCCCCACAGUCUUUUGUUCUAUGAAGCGGCUGUGAACUCUCUUCCUGCCUGCUGGGAGGCGGGA
Molecule: messenger RNA, 9839 nt
Organism: Doryrhamphus excisus (bluestripe pipefish)
Lineage: Eukaryota; Metazoa; Chordata; Actinopteri; Syngnathiformes; Syngnathidae
Source: RefSeq, a predicted model, not a curated record